Molecule: messenger RNA, 8724 nt
Organism: Oncorhynchus nerka (sockeye salmon)
Lineage: Eukaryota; Metazoa; Chordata; Actinopteri; Salmoniformes; Salmonidae
Product: stromal membrane-associated protein 2-like
Exons: 10
Coding region: 490-2307 (605 amino acids)
Cellular component (GO): cytoplasm
Molecular function (GO): GTPase activator activity
Source: RefSeq, a predicted model, not a curated record
UGUGUGUGUGUGUGUGUCAGAGAGAAAGAGGUGUGAACUGUCAGACGAGAGGACUCGAUACCGAUGCGCUUGAAAGGAGUGAAGCAAAACCGCUUGUUGCGCUAUAAUUUUUACACAAGAGGACGACAGGAAAUAUAGUUUGUUGUUGUUGUGAUAUUUACUACCUAAUAUAGAUCUUUCGACGAAACAUAGGAGAACAAUAACAGGCUAUAACCUCUGUCUUGCCAGGCCAUUACUCAUGCAUUGUGGUAAGCUAACUGGGUAGCUUUGACUUAAGGGAUUGUUCCAUAACCUGAAAAACAAAUCGCUUCCCUUUUUUUGAAGAGGAAGAAGAGGAGGCGGGGGCCGCAUAGCUUCUUCUGUAUUUCAUUCAUUCAUUUUUUUUUUAUUCUGCAAACGGAGCUUAUCUGAAUCAGGCUACUUCGUCUAUCUUCAUAUUAGGACGACAGCGGCGGGAGAGAGGUGUGUGAGGAAGAGGAAGAGGCAGGAAUGAUGAUGAUUGGUAAAUCGGUGAAAGACAUUGACAGAUAUCAAACUGUCCUGACUUCGCUACUGUCACUCGAGGAGAACAAAUUCUGCGCGGAUUGUAAAUCCAAAGGUCCCAGAUGGGCGUCAUGGAACCUGGGUAUUUUCAUCUGUAUCCGCUGUGCUGGGGUCCACAGGAACCUGGGCGUCCACAUCUCCAGGGUCAAGUCUGUCAACCUGGACCAAUGGACACAGGAACAGAUACAGUGUGUUCAGGAGAUGGGGAAUGCCAAGGCCAGACGACUCUAUGAAGCGUUCCUCCCAGAAUGUUUCAUACGACCAGAGACUGACCAGUCAGCAGAGAUGUUCAUCAGGGACAAAUAUGAGAAGAAGAAGUACAUGGACAAGAUCCUAGAUGUCAACAGACUUCGAAAAGAGAAGAGCUGUGAAAACAUCCCCAAGGAGCCAGUGGUGUUUGAGAAGAUGAAGUUGAAGAGAGAAAACAGCCCAAAGACACAGACCCAGUCUCCGUCUAUCUCAGACCUCCUAGGACUUGAUGAUCCUGCUCCCCAUGCUGCUAUAUCCAAUGUUAGGUCCAGCUCUGGAGAGAGGGGGAGUCCUCUGGUGGCUAACCCAGCUACGGUGCACUCUGACCUGAAUCUUUUCAGCUCUCUGCCUGCCUCUUCCUCCACCAACACCACGCCGGUGGGUAGUUCCAUGCCCAGGGGUUGUGUGGCCGCGUCGGUACCCGAGAACCUCAGCCUGUUCCUGGACUCAGCACCCAGACAGGAGGGCUCUAGGACAAAGAUGUCUAAGGACUCCAUCCUCUCCCUCUAUGCAACCACACCCACAUCGCACCAGAACCUAGCUGCGCGGGCUGGCCUAUACAUGAACCCAGCCCAGCUGGGCUACUACGGAUCGUACCAUUCCCUGGCCACUGAGGGGGGAGCGAUGGGAGGAGCCAUGGUGACAUCACACUCCAUGAUGGCCCUGAGUGGUCAGCAGCAGAACGGCAUGAUGGGAGGGCAACAGCAAAGCGUUAUGGGAGCUAAGCAGAAUGAAAUGGUGGGAGCUCAGCAGAAUGGCAUGAUGGGAGCUCAGCAGAAUGGAAUGGUGGCAGCACAACAGAAUGGCUUUAUGGCUCAACAGGGAGUCAUGGGGCAAGCAGUCAACACAUCCCCGUUCAUGGCAGGAGUGCCACACAGCAUGAUAAAUCAUCAGCAAAGCAUUAUGGGAGCUCAGCAGAGUGUUAUGAUGGGAGCUCAGCAGUGCGGCAUGAUGGGAGCUCAGCAGAGAGGCAUGAUGGGCGCGCAGCAGAGAGGCAUGAUGGGAGCUCAGCAGAACGGCAUGAUGGGAGCUCAGCAGAACGACAUGAUGGGAGCUCAGCAGAACGGCAUGAUGGGAGCUCAGCAGAACGGCAUGAUGGGAGCUCAGCAGAACGGCAUGAUGGGAGCUCAGCAGAAUGGCAUGAUGGGAGCUCAGCAGAGAGGCAUGAUGGGCGCUCAGCAGAGAGGCAUGAUGGGAGCUCAGCAGAACGGCAUGAUGGGAGCUCAGCAGAAUGGCAUGAUGGCAGCUCAGCAGAGAGGCAUGAUGGGAUUGCAACAUAACGGCAUCAUGGGAGCACAGCAACAAAGCAUCAUGGGACGUCAACAGAAAGGCAUGACGGGCGGAGUGGCGUCCGUGCCUCAGGAGGAUCAGUGCGCCAUCACUCAGAUGACCCAGCACAUGGCGGGGGUGAACUUCUAUGGCACCAACGCCAUGACGGGUUACGGCAGUCAGCACAUCGGCGGACCAAAGACUCAAAGCUCCAACCACAUGACGACGUCUCACGUCUGGAAGUGAUGUCAUCGCCCGAAGAGGAAGUUGAUGUCACUGAGCAGCAGUGGUGCUUGGAAGGUUUCGGGGACUUUUCGAAUGAACUUUCCAUCAGACAUUUUAGAUAACAUGGGAGGAGGAUGAGGAAGAGAAGGAGGGUGGGUAGUUUACUUAGGCGCGCUUUCGAUCUCUCCUCUCCUCUCCUCUCCUCUCCUCUCCUUAUUUCAGAGCAAUUUCCAUGCUUGCCUUCAGUUCAUUCUACGACCAAUCAAAGGACAGGGCUCAGAGUUGAAGACAUCACAGAGGUCAUACUGAACUGGGACCACAGCAUAGAAUACAUCUCAUAUCCAGUGUGUGUGUGUGUGCGUGUGUGUGGUUGUUUGUGCAUGCUUAACUGUUUCUGAAGAACCCCUCCAACUGAACUAUUCCUGAAGAACUCAUCCAACUGAACUAUUCCCGAAGAACUCAUCCAACUGAACUAUUCCUGAAGAACUCAUCCAACUGAACUAUUCCUGAUGAACUCAUCCAACUGAACUAUUCCUGAAGAACUCAUCCAACUGAACUAUUCCCGAAGAACUCAUCCAACUGAACUAUUCCCGAAGAACUCAUCCAACUGAACUAUUCCUGGUUUGAAACAGACUUCAGUUAGUUUAGUCUCCUCCCUAGUUUGAAUAGAUCUGGGUUGUGUUCCAAAUGGCACCAUAUUCCCUUUAUAGGGCACUACUUUAUACCAGGGUCUAUAGGGUAGUAGUGCACUACUUUAGACCAGGGUCUAUAGGGUAGUAGUGCACUACUUUAGAACAGGAUCUAUAGGGUAGUAGUGCACUACUUUAGACCAGGGUCUAUAGGGUAGUAGUGGUAAUGGAUUCUCAGUCAAUUGUCCUUUAAACAACGGCCGGCUAAUCAGAAACCAAAGAUGACAGGAGAGCUUUAUUAUAGCUAGUAAUGGCUAGGGCAGAUGUGUUGGGUAUUGUAUUGCUAUUGUACUAAAUGAUUAGCAUACUAGUGAUUUAUACAAUAUUAGUUACUUUCAAACAUGUAGAGAACAUUUAAAGCAGUGCGAUAUAUACACCACCAGUCAAAAGGUUUACAACACCACCUCAUUCAAGGGUUUUUCUUUAUUUUUAUUAUUUUCUACAAUGUAGAAUAAUAGUGAAGACAUCAACACUAUGUAAUAACACAGAUGGAACCAAAAGAAAGUGUUAAACAAAUCCAUUUGAGAUUUGCCUUGAUGACAGCUUUGCACACUCUUGGUAUUCUCUCAACCAGGAAUGCUGGAAUGCUUUUCCAACAGUCUUGAAGGAGUUCCCACAUAUGCUGAGCACUUGUUGGCUGCUUUUCCUUCACUCUGCGGUCCAACUCAUCCCAAACCAUCACAGUUUGGUUGAGGUCAGGGGAUUGUGGAGGCCAGGUCAUCUGAUGCAGUAAUCCAUCACUCUCCUUCUUGGUCAAAUAUCCCUUACACAGCCUGGAGGUGUGUUGGGUCAUUGUCCUGUUGAAAAACAAAUGAUAGUCCCACUAAGCACAAACCAGAUGGGAUGGUGUAUCGCUGCAGAAUGCUGUGGUAGCCAUGCUGGUUAAGUGCGCCUUGAAUUCUGAAUAAAUCAACAAUUACAGACAGUGUCACCAGCAAAGCACCCCCACACCAUCACACCUCCUCCUCCAUGCUUCACCGUGGGAACCCCAGAUGCGGAGAUCAUCCGUUCACCCACACCGCAUUUUACAAAGACACGGCGGUUGGAACCAAAAAUCUCUCAUUUGGACUCAUCAGAACAAAGGAAAAAUGUGCACAAGUCUAAUGUCCAUUGAUCGUGUUUCUUGGCCCAACCAAGUCUCUUCUUCUUAUUGGUGUCCUUUGAACAGUUGAUGUUGAGAUGUGUCUGUUACUUGAACUCUCUGAAGCAUUUAUUUGGGCUGCAAUUUCUGAGGCUGGUAACUCUGGGUCUUCCAUUCCUGUGGCGGUCCUCAUGAGAGCCAGUUUCAUCAUAGCGCUCUACGGUUUUUGCGACUGCACUUGAAGAAACUUUAAACGUUCUUGAAAUGUCUUAAAGUGAUGAUGGACUGUCGUUUCUCUUUGCUUAUUUGAGCUGUUCUUGCCAUAAUACGGACUUGGUAUUUUACCAAAUAGAGCUAUCUUCUGUAUACCACCCCUACCUUGUCACAACACAACUGAUUGGCUCAAAUGCGUUAAGAAGUUCACAAGUUAACUUUUAACAAGGCGCACCUGUUAAUUGAAAUGCAUUCCAGGUGACUACCUCAUGAAGCUGGUUAAGAGAAUGCCAAGAAUGUGAAAAACUGUCAUCAAAGAAAGAAAGACGAAUCUCAAAUAUAAAAUACAUUUUGAUUUGUUUGACACUUUUUUGGUUACAAUAUGAUUCCAUGUGUGUUAUUUCAUAGUUUUGAUGUCUUCACUAUUAUUCUACAAUGUAGAAAAUAGUUUUUUUAAAUAAAGUAAAACCCUUGAAUGAGUCGGUGUUGUAAAACUGUUGACCGUUACUGUAUAGAAUGGCUAUUCAUUUUUAUGUUAAAGGAUAAAAUUAGCAGGUAUGCUAGUCUAGCUAAUAACUCCUCUGGUGCAAAUCAAAUCAAAUCAAAUGUUAUUUGUCACAUACACAUGGUUAGCAGAUGUUAAUGCGAGUGUAGCGAAAUGCUUGUAAGUAAAGGCCUUACUAAUAACUCCUCUGGUUACAUUGGUUUUUUAUAUAGCUUAGCUAGCUAUAUCAUGAUUCUUUGUAGUAUGAUCUAUUGAGCAUAUCAACACUCACUGUGCUACGCCUCGGGUGGCAAAAAUAUGUAAACGUUCCUGAAAUUCCCAGAAUUUCCACCAAAUCCUGUUUGGAAGGAUCUCAGAAAUUAGCCGCGGAUAAGCAGGAUAUUUGGAAAAUCUGGGAAUUUGAGGAAAGUUUGUAACCCUAGCUACAUCCUCAAUAUGACAUGAGGGUAAAGGUCUUACUGUAUGUAAGCGAGAGAAGGAGAGAAGGGAGAUAAAGAGAGAAGGGAGAUAAGGAGGGAAGGUGAUAAGGAGGGAAGGAGAUAAGGAGGGAAGGAGAUAAGGAGGGAAGGUAGGAGAAAAAUAAAGUGUUGAGUACAGGGGGCUCUUCCAGGAAGCAGGAUCAAUGAGUUAGCCAGCUGUCCUUAAUGAACUAAAUCCUUAAUAUUCGGAAAUUACAUUUAGUUUAUUAUGUAUAUAUAUAUAUAUAUAUAUAUAUAAAAGUUAGCUGGCUAAUUUAAUCCUGCUUUCUGGAAAGGCCCCUAACUGUGAAUCUAAGUCAUUGUGAGGACAGAGAAUAUUUUUGUGUCUAAAACUACAACUUAUUCCCUAUUUAGUGCACCUACAGUAUUUAGGGCCCAUAGGGGAUCUGUCAAAAGUAGUGCACUAUGUAGGGAAUAGGGUGACAUUAGGGACGUGACCUAUUUGACCACCGACAGUCGCGUGUAUGAUAGUUCUAGAAUACACAGGUUUAUACAUUUGAUUGAUGUCUAUUUGAGACUGUAUGACAUGAAUGCCUUAUCUAUGAAUGUCUACUAUCUGAACAGUAUGUCUGUAUAUUUAUUGUCUCUUUGUGCACACGUCUAGGAAUGUCUCAAUGAUCACACUAUGAAUGUAUGCGUAUCUCUGAAUUAGGAAAAGGGGUCAGUUCUGUCAAUUUAUGAAAUGAAGAAUUCUUAUAGAAAUCAAAUUCAAGCAUUGAACAAUUCAAGGUUUGAAUUAAAAUUGAAACGGACAAAAUUCAACCCCUGAAUUGAGAAUUGAACUGCACCCAACCCUGCACUGAAUCUGUCUUCGUUCUGUCCCCUCUCACUGCCUGACUAUCAUCUGUAGUUAGUUCAAUCUAACAUAACGUCUCUCAAUGUCAUUAAGUAUGUUGUUCCUAUGAAUGUAUUCAGGCUAUCUAUGUAUGAGUAUACUAUCAGUGUUAUUGUCAAUUAAUCUAAGUGUUUGGUUGUUCUCGGACUACCUGUCAUUGAAUGUAAGUCUUUGAAUGUUCUCUGGCUACCUGUCAUUGAAUGUAAGUCUUUGAAUGUUCUCUGGCUGCCUGUCAUUGAAUGUAAAGUCUUUGAAUGUUCUCUGGCUGCCUGUCAUUGAAUGUAAAGUCUUUGAAUGUUCUCUGACUACCUGUCAUUGAAUGUAAGUCUUUGAAUGUUCUCUGACUGUGUCUGAAUCUAUUUCAGGUUCCGUAGGACUACUUAGAGCCCUGCACAGGCAUGCAUUUUAAGCCAGAGCUCUACCAAAUCCCGGCAACAUUCAGGCCCUACCCUGCCCAGCCCUGCUUCUGCUAACUUUAAGGCCCAGCCCUGCACGAAGCCCAAAAUCAGAAAUCACUUCCUCUGUUAGUAAAUCCAUUAUCUGCUCUGUCUGUCACUCACCCCCCUGCACACAGCUCGCUCUGCAUGCGCUCUGCUCAUGGCGCUCUUGAGUCUGUGAGUAACCAUAGCGACGGCUCCGCUUCGGGCCGCUCGAUGACGAGGGCAGUUAGCUGUUAGCUAAUUUUCAACUCAAGGAACAUUAUUAUUUUCUGUCAAAUAAUCUCUCCUGUCUUAUAUUUGACAAGGUUGAAGCACUUCUAACGCCACGUUCUGAUCUUAGUCAGACAUGACCAUACUGCACAGCAGAGCACGUGGCUCAGCUUCAACAUUUUAAUGAUCAUUUAAUGGUACGCGAGCCAUACCAGUAGCCUAGUUAUUGAUGAGAAGAAAAUAAAAAACGGCCCUAAUCUGAUGUUGGGGCCCGUCGGGCUUGGGACGGAUAGCAGAGCUCCAGGACUCCUUCUGUUCUCAGUCCACCAAUAGGAGAGCUCCAGGACUCCUUCUGUUCUCAGUCCACCAAUAGCAGAGCUCUAGGACUCCUUAUGUUCUCAGUCCACCAAUAGCAGAGCUCUAGGACUCCUUCUGUUCUCAGUCCACCAAUAGCAGAGCUCUAGGACUCCUUCUGUUCUCAGUCCACCAAUAGGAGAGCUCCAGGACUCCUUCUGUUCUCAGUCCACCAAUAGGAGAGCUCCAGGACUCCUUCUGUUCUCAGUCCACCAAUAGGAGAGCUCCAGGACUCCUUCUGUUCUCAGUCCAUCAAUAGGAGAGCUCCAGGACUCCUUCUGUUCUCAGUCCACCAAUAGCAGAGCUCUAGGACUCCUUCUGUUCUCAGUCCACCAAUAGCAGAGCUCUAGGACUCCUUCUGUUCUCAGUCCACCAAUAGCAGAGCUCUAGGACUCCUUCUGUUCUCAGUCCACCAAUAGCAGAGCUCUAAGACUACUUCUGUUCUCAGUCCACCAAUAGCAGAGCUAUAGGACUCCUUCUGUUCUCAGUCCACCAAUAGCAGAGCUCUAGGACUCCUUCUGUUCUCAGUCCACCAAUAGCAGAGCUCUAGGACUCCUUCUGUUCUCAGUCCACCAAUAGCAGAGCUCUAGGACUCCUUCUGUUCUCAGUCCACCAAUAGCAGAGAUCUAGGACUCCUGUUCUCAGUCCACCAAUAGCAGAGCUAUAGGACUACUUAUGUUUUCAGUCCACCCAGAGUUCUAGGACUACUUAUGUUCUCAGUCCACCAAUAGCAGAGCUCUACGACUCCUUCUGUUCUCAGUCCACCAAUAGCAGAGCUCUAGGACUACUUAUGUUCUCAGUCCACCAAUAGCAGAGCUCUAGGACUACUUAUGUUCUCAGUCCACCAAUAGCACAGCUCUUCAUAUCAGCGUCCCAAGUGGCAUGCUAUCCCCUUGCAAGUGCACUACUUUUGAUCAGAGGCAUCAGAAGUAGUGCACUAGGGGAUAGAAUGACAUUUGGGACAUGUGUUGACCAGCCUGUUGACCAGCCUGUUGAUCAGCCUGUUGACCAGUCUGUUGAUCAGCCUGUUGACCAGCCUGUUGAUCAGCCUGUUGACCAGCCUGUUGAUCAGCCUGUUGAUCAGCCUGUUGACCAGCCUGUUGACCAGCCUGUUGAUCAGCCUGUUGAUCAGCCUGUUGACCAGCCUGUUGACCAGCCUGUUGAUCAGCCUGUUGACCAGCCUGUUGACCAGCCUGUUGACCAGCCUGUUGAUCAGCCUGUUGAUCAGCCUGUUGACCAGCCUGUUGAUCAGCCUGUUGACCAGCCUGUUGAUCAGCCUGUUGAUCAGCCUGUUGACCAGCCUGUUGAUCAGCCUGUUGACCAGCCUGUUGAUCAGCCUGUUGACCAGCCUGUUGACCAGCCUGUUGACCAGCCUGUUGACCAGCCUGUUGAUCAGCCUGUUGACCAGCCUGUUGACCAGCCUGUUGAUCAGCCUGUUGACCAGCCUGUAAAGCUAUUGGAGCCUUUAAGUUUCGGACAGCAGACAUUUGUUAUCCUUUACUUUUUUCUCUUUUUUUUUGACUAUCAGCGAUUGGCCACUGGGUAUAUGCCAAUCAUUCCUUAUGUAGUCAGCGCCCGAACCCCAGGUCUGUUUACUCACACGCAAACAAAUAAAAACAAAUAGCAUCUGUU